GGCUCGUGAAAUUUCCUGUUGUUAUUCUACAAUCGAAAUGGCCUCCAAGUUGGGUGGAAGGCCUUCAGUGGAACAUGUUUCGUCUCUCGCCGAAGUUGUAGAGAUAAUUCUAUCUUUCUUGCCGGCUAGAGCGCUUUUUAGUUGCGCGCAAGUUAGUCGCUUGUGGCGAGACACUGCUAGACGAGUUCUUCGUUCACGACAAAAAUUGGGAUGGCUUAGUUUUGAGGCUCACCAUGAACCUCACGUAGCUCCCUGUACCUCAAAGCUUUCAAUGGAAAUGCUUGGACAGAAAAUUGUUGAAUUCUUGGAUGAGCUACCCAUUGUUCCUGCAGCCUGCAUUGUCUUACUGAGCAGAUGUAGGGUUCACCUUCAAGAAGGAAAAAAAGAUGAAAUAAAAACCUUAGUAACAACUGUAAAGGGAUGUUUACCUCGCUCAUGUGCCCUUAUUGGAAGUGUUGGAGCAGGAGUUAUUGGAACAGCAGAGGGUGGUUUUGCAGAAGAGUUGGAAAGUGCUGAAGGUGUUGCUUUAUUGCUCAUGCCACAAGUUGAAGGUGUUUCAGCAGAGGUUAUAAAUUUGAGUGCCACAGAGGUUAAGAAUAACAGAACAUUCAAAUCUCGCUGGGAGAAAUCUUUGAGACUUCCCCCUGAUGGUACAGUCAAGUGUGCUUUUCUUUUAGCCAAGGGUGACACAUAUAAUCUUGAUGUUAUAGGAAAAACAGCAUCAGGAAUUUGGCAGGUUUGUAACAGUGAAGAAGAUUAUAAGUCAGAUGUAGUAAUAAUUGGAGGACUUGUUGAGUCAUUUGUGAUGGUGGAUAAUGAAGUGAAGAAUGCAGGUGUCGUAGGACUUGCAUUUACAGGAAAUGUUGAGGCUGUUUCAAUGGUUCAUCAUGGAGAAACAGUAGAAGGUGUUCAGGAAAGUCUAAAGGAGCUGAGGAAGUGUGGCAUCACAUGCAACAAAAAUACCGCUUGUUUUAUGGUGUCAUGCAUUGGUCGAGGUCAGGAAUUUUACCAUGCCAAGAAUGUAGAGACUGGAAUUUUUCAACAAGUAUUUCCUGGUAUUCCAGUGGUUGGUUUCUUUGGAAAUGGAGAACUGGGUCUGGAUCUGCAUUCACAUGAAAGAGAUGGCCAUUUUCUACACUCCUAUUCAUCAGUAUUUUGUUUGUGUUCCUUGCCAUCACAAUCUAAUGACAGUUUACCUGCUCAAGGCACAGUUAUCUCUGUUACCAAGGAGCUCAAGCAAGAUGAGAAAGAUGACAAGCCAUCUAAGUGUACUUGACUUAACCCUUUCACUCCCAAGAUCUGACUAGUAAUUCUCCUUACUAUCUGCCAUACAAUUCUUAUGAUAUUAGUUCAGAGAAUUUGGUAUUUGAUCAACUAAUAAUCCCAUGAUUGAUGUUCUUCUCUAUUCUCAUCACCUGCCUGCUUUAUAUUGUAUUGAUAUUGUAAGGAGAAAUUCUGUCUUGGUCACUUGUGGGAGCUAAAGGGUUAAAACAUGUGACUUGGUUAUCAAAGAACCCUAACAAUAUUUGUUGAAUGGUUACACCAUUUCUGUGAACAGAUGAACUUAGGAAUAAUUAGAAUAAAUUAUUGUGCUUUAUAAAUUACAUAACAGAGUACAUUUGUAUUCUCUGAUCAGUGAUUGGAUCUAACUGUAAAUGAUUUUUCUGUUAAUAUUAUAAAAAAAUAUUGGUUAUUUGUUCUGAUGAAGUCACUUCAGAACAGAGAUUGACAUUGGAAGUGUCUUCCCUGUGAGACAAAGGUUGAUACUUUGUUUUUUUUUUUUUAUAUUCAAGUGUUUCUUUGUUAAAUGAUUGUCACCUGAGAAGAGGAUGUUUGAUCUUUCAAGGGCCUCUACUUGCACAGUGGUAUUGCAUAACUGAUAUCUAUAAUUCCAAAAAUGUUUGAAUGUUCAAUUUGAAUGAGUUUAUAUUUUUCAUAGUUAAUUUUGUAUUUAAUAAUUGUUAGCCAGUGUAAAUAGAUCAUAUUCAUAACUUAUGAUUUAAAGUAAUGAAAAUUAUGAGAGAGAUGUGUUUGUCUGAUUUGUGUUCAUGUGUUUAUAGAUGAAUAUAACAAGUGGUAGGGAUGACUAGGUGGGUUGGCUUUGAAUAGAAGAGAAGUUACAGUGACAGUGAGGAAUUUUUGUAUCAGAGCAUACCUGCAAAUUGAACUCAAAUAUUGAAUGAUAAUGCUUUAUCUGCUGUAAAAAUAGAAAAUUAUUUUUACCAAUCAAGGAUAACAAUCUAUAAUACCUUAGUUACCACAAUAACCACAUUCAGGUAAGGGAUUUCCUGAAUGGCUUUUAAUUGCUUUAACCCUUGCACUCCCAAGAUCUCCAGAAUAAUUAUCCAUAUUGUUUGCCAUACAAUUUUCAUGAUGUUAGAUUGGAGAAUUUGGCAUUAGAUCAACUACUUAUUCCCUGAUGACAGUUUUAUUCUCAUCACUUGUCUCCUUUUCAAUGUAUAGACAUUGUAAGGAAAAAUUCUUUCUUUGUCAUGGGAGUGAAAGGGUUAAUUCAAAUCCUUUAGGAGAGAAUAAAGCACCAUAAUUACCACUGAUCAUCUUGUGAUUCUCUCCUGAAAAAAUGUUCAUUCCCAAAUCAUUUGUCACUAGCUUAGAAGGGCAUAUAUUUUUUUGUUUCCAAUUCUGUCAGUUGUUACAAUAUUAUAAUGAAAUAUGAAGUGUAAAACAAAGUUUCAGUUCAGCUUAGAAAUACAUAUUUUGUAUUUAGUCAAUAAGUGUAAUAAGGCAAUUUAUGUAGGCAGGAAACGCAUUAAUAAGUCUCACUUGAAGAAUCCACCAUUUUUUAAGGACCAAUGGUCAAGAAUGUGUCGUAUGUGAAUUUUCUACAUGAACAGUUGAAUUAAAAUGCACUUGACUGGCUCUUACCCAAGAUGUAUCUAUUAUUGGAGGAGAGAUGUAGUGAUGAAGUCACCAUUAACAGUAGUGUCCUUUUUAAUCAUAUGAAAACAAAAUAGUUUCUUUGUUGCCAUGCCUCUGUAAAAAAAUAUGUCACAGAUGAUGUCAAAAUGUGGUAAGAACAUUGGCUGCACCUCAGGUGCCAUUUUUUUGUGGUUGACAUAUGUUUUACAUCGUUUGUGAUCUGUUACUGAAGAGAGACAUGACAACAUUUGUGCUGUUCUAAGUUUUAGAAGUAGUAUAGGUUACAAUUUGUUAAUUGAGUUAAAUGUUGAAAUUGACCAUUUUUUCUAACAAAUUGUAAAAUGUGUGAAAUGUAGAUAUCAGUAUAAUGUUGUGAUGCUACAGUUGGGUCAGUUUAUUUUGGAGAA
Molecule: messenger RNA, 3287 nt
Organism: Pocillopora verrucosa
Lineage: Eukaryota; Metazoa; Cnidaria; Anthozoa; Scleractinia; Pocilloporidae
Product: F-box only protein 22
Biological process (GO): positive regulation of proteasomal ubiquitin-dependent protein catabolic process; protein polyubiquitination
Molecular function (GO): protein binding
Source: RefSeq, a predicted model, not a curated record